Trifolium pratense (red clover) is the source of this 1034-nucleotide messenger RNA. RefSeq lists its product as uncharacterized. Lineage: Eukaryota; Viridiplantae; Streptophyta; Magnoliopsida; Fabales; Fabaceae. The coding region runs from base 30 to 836 and encodes 268 amino acids. The transcript has 5 exons. The record is from RefSeq and is a predicted model, not a curated record.
UUUUACAGAAUAUUCAAAAUCUAACUAGGAUGUUGUUUAAUCCUCCAGUUGAUGAAUCUGUACUUUUAGGAAGAAGGUUAUCUAAAAUGCGAGGUGGACCUGCAAUGACUGUUCCGUUAAUUGGUCCUCCCGUUAAACCUUCGGUCGUGGAUGAUUUUCUUCGUCUAUAUCCAAAGAAAACUAUUGCUGAGUUGAAAUCUACACCUGAUGAUGGGCCAUUUAUUGUAUCUGGUGUUGUGGAUGGUUUGGUCAUUGGAGAAGAUUGGUGGUACCCGUCGUGUCGUUGUUCAAAACGUUUAAUAAUUAAUGCUGGAUAUUAUUACUGUAGAGGUUGUUCAAAGCAUGUGUUUGAAUUUGUCCCUAGGUUUCGCGUCAAAAUACAUGUUACCGAUGGCAUUGAUGAUGCCAUGUUUGUUCUUUCUGAUGAUGAUGUCCGUUACCUGACCCGUACCAAGUGUAGCAUUCAGCUUUCAUCAUCCAAGCAGGUUUUGGAAGGAAUUAAUCCACCUAGUGCUUUGAUGAAAAUUGAAGGUUUAAAAUUGUUGUUUAAGAUUGUCAUGGUGUCUUCUUUGAAUCCUAUAUACAAAGGUGCUUUCAAAGUUUCUAGGGUUUGUCUUGAUCCUGAUAUUUUCAAUGCUUUUUCUCUUAAGGGAACACGCCAUACUCCUGCAAAGGUUUAUAGGCCAGUAAUGAGCGAGGUUGUCUAUCCCUCGGGUUUGAAUGAAGAGAUCAAUCAACAUGGGGAAUAUUUAUCAAAGAAAAGAUUGGCUGGUUCAUUUGAUAAUACACUUGGGGAGGAAAUUGCAGAUCAUCACAAGCGAUCUAGAGAUUGUUGAGGAAAUUGCAGAUCAUCACAAGCGAUCUAGAGAUUGUUGAAUGUUGUUUGUAACUUUAUUUUUAUUUUAUGUAAUUUUAAUGAUGCUGAGAUGUAGGGUCUAAUGUGUUAAGUACUAAAUAAUUAUGAUUUUGUAAUGUGUCUGACAGAUGACGUAGUUGUUUGCUAUUAUAAAUCAUGUGUUAUAAUUGGUAUUUGU